AAUAACAUAGUAGUAAGAAAAGCGGAAGUGGCCUAGGGUCAGGCGAGUUUGGACAGUUUGGUGAGUUUCUUCGUCCGCAUAGAUUGGAGGGCAGUCAUCGCGCAAAGCAGCUACGCAGCACACUUCGGCGUCCUCUUCUCGGCGGCAGGGUCACCGAUUCAUAAGCAAUUUAAUCCAAAUUUCAACGAAUCAGGACCUCUGCCAGCACCAAUCGGCGGAGGUUCCAAUUGCUUUCCGUUCGUUUGAGGGUGUCCGUGGAUCUGUGUUGGUUAUGGUUCUGAGGCCUGAUUUUCAGAUGCUUGGGUCGGUUAUUUUGGCUUUGAUAGUGAUUGAGAUGGGAGCUGCACCAACAGUGUUUGAUCCGGGUGGAAUGCUAGUGGUAUGGGGCCCGAGUAAAGGCCUGAUUUUACGUCAGGUCUUUCAUCAGUUGGGAUUGAAGGAAGAUGAUAAAGCGGUAUUGGUCCGCCCCCCUCCUGAACCACCGCCAGGGAAGAAACAAGCGGCUAGGGUUUGGAUGCUUCUUUUAGUUAAUUUUGCUGUUUUCAUUUGUUAUCUUAUCGUUCAGCAUCUCCGGAUUAUUUUCUGCUUUGUGAACACUAACGGUAGUUUCCGUAGUUGUUUUUUCAUUUUUAGGGCUAUGGGUGUAAGCGAUAAGGCUUGUUUGGCCGUAAAAAGUUUCGAAGCUCUCACAUGGUUCGCGAAUAGUCUCGCUCUUUGCGGGGUGGUCUAUUCUAUGUCUAGCCAGAGAGUGGGAGGGCCUUUUGGCUAUGCGGAGCCUCAAGAAGAGGGGGUGUUCGGAUCAGAUUCUUAAAAUGGCUUAUGCCCCUUCAGCGAGCAGAAGCAGAAGUUGGAGUGCUUGGUCAAAAGUGUAGAAGUGAUUCUGGUGCUCUAAUUUACUCUUAGAAUCAGUUUUUUUAGAAGUUAGGGAAGACCGGCUUCUAAAAACUGAUUCUGAUUCUGCUUUUGCUUUUAAAAAAAGUAGAAGCAGAAUCAGUUACAAACACCCCCUUAAUGUGAAUUAGUCUGGUCUUGUAUGGUGAAUGUUUGGUCUCUGACUAUUUUAUAACUUUUGAAUUCUGGUCCGGUUUGAUAUGUCUAAGUCUGGUCGGAUAAGGCCUGACAUGUUUAAAUAUGGUAUGGUCCGGUUUGAUCUGAUCUUAGACUGAAAACA
Messenger RNA from Cuscuta epithymum, 1171 nucleotides. The record is from the annotation of a GenBank genome assembly. NCBI's taxonomy places the organism in Eukaryota, Viridiplantae, Streptophyta, Magnoliopsida, Solanales, Convolvulaceae.